Molecule: messenger RNA, 963 nt
Organism: Symbiodinium necroappetens
Lineage: Eukaryota; Dinophyceae; Suessiales; Symbiodiniaceae
Source: the annotation of a GenBank genome assembly
AUGGAGAAGAACUUUGUCUACGCGAGCGAACUCCUACAACACAGUGUUUGCUUCGCAAUAUCCGUGUUACUUUAUACAGAUGGCACAAGAAUGAUUCGCAUUGGUGGCACUCUUGUCUACGUGGUGCAUGCUUCUGUUGCACACAGGUUUGUGAAGAUGUCGGCCGUCCACAUUAAGGCUUACCUUGCUGUCCUCUUUAUUAUAGGAGCUACUGAGACUUUGGAAACCAGACACAUGGAUCCUUCGGACGUCGCCGUCAUGCAGACCUUAAAUGCUGUCUUCCGCGUUGGCAUGGUGGUCCUGCAUAUGGAUCCUCACAUUCAUGCCGUGGGUCAGAUGGUGAUGUCAGGAUGUGAUAUCCUGAUCAAGAUUCUGAUGCAUGGCUUCACCCCCGGCGUAGUGGCCUAUGUCUGGGUCGAGGUUUUUGUGGCAACAGGAACUGUCAUCCUGAGCAUCUCGCUGGAGUACUACAUGAGGGAGACCUUAGCCGCGCAGUUUAGGUCCCAGGACGCUGAAACGAUGGUCGCAGGUUUCCGCAGAAUGCUUCGUGGCAUCUGUGAUGGUGAGGUGCUGCUUGACGGACAGCUCAGGAUCAAGGGCCCCUGCGGCUGCAUCAAUCAGAUUCUGUCAAGUCAUGGGGACUUUGAGGGCAAAGCCUUUCCGGCUCUGCUCAUGGACUGUGAGGAGGAGCACGCCCGGUUUCGCGAUUUCAUUGCCACGUCCUGCAAGCUAUGCGCAUGCCCGGACAUGCAAGGAAGCAUGCCGCCCUGCCUCAGUGCCUCUCUGCAAGGCGAGCAGAGCACGCGGGUAGGUGUGGACCUUUUCCAUGUCUCUCUCUCCAACCUCUUCGGCUCGGGGGAAGACUACCACCUCCUUGCAUUGAGACAGGACAAGGGGGGCAAGAGAUUGAAGUUGAGAAACUCGGGCCUUAGGGGUCUAGCGUGUUUGGGGUGUUGGGGUUGA